Molecule: messenger RNA, 4235 nt
Organism: Nicotiana attenuata
Lineage: Eukaryota; Viridiplantae; Streptophyta; Magnoliopsida; Solanales; Solanaceae
Product: anaphase-promoting complex subunit 5
Exons: 21
Coding region: 200-2959 (919 amino acids)
Biological process (GO): anaphase-promoting complex-dependent catabolic process; protein K11-linked ubiquitination; positive regulation of mitotic metaphase/anaphase transition
Cellular component (GO): anaphase-promoting complex
Source: RefSeq, a predicted model, not a curated record
GAAUGGAAAGGAUAAUGAAUAGAACCAAACUGAACGUACAAUCAUCAAAGAGCUUCGUACAAUACACAUUAUUACGAGCGUACAUCUUUCUUCUUUUUUGUUUGUUUGAAGAACCACCAAAAGUUCAAAUUUCAAAAUUAGAAUUAGAAUAGCCCUCCAUCGGCGCGCUCACACCAAGUCCGCCGCAACCGCAACGGCAAUGGCAGGGAUAUCGAAGGCGGCGCCGGGAGCAUUUACGAUAACACCACACAAGCUCUCAAUUUGCAUUCUCAUUCAAGUCUAUGCUACUCCCUCCCAAACCUCUGUCCCUUUCCCUUUCUCUUCUGUCUCCCAACACAAUCUUCUCGCCUCCUUCUUAUUAUCUCUCACUAAGUCUUCUGAGGAUAUUUUUGAGCCAAAGCUGGAUGAACUCAUCUCACAGCUGAAUGAAAUUGGAGGCGUACUGAAGCAUUGGUUGAGCGACCAUUUAGCUGGAAAGCUAUCAUCUUUAGCCUCACCUGACGAUUUGUUUAACUUUUUUAUUGAUUUGCGUGGCAUACUUGGGGGUUCUGAUUCAAAUGUCAUGGAUGACGAUCAAAUCAUUUUGGAUCCUAGCAGCAAUCUUGGAGUCUUUGCUCGUCGUUGCUUACUUGCGUUUAAUCUAUUGUCAUUUGAGGCUGUCUGUCAUCUUUUGACAAAUGUAGCAACAUAUUGCAAGGAAUCUCUCUCAGCUUAUCCUCCUUAUGAGUUAUCACAUUUUAACGAUUCUGAUAGCUAUACUGACGCACCAAAGCACUAUGAGAACAUGGAUUUGGAGAAUUUUGUUGUUGAGAAAAUCAACAAAGAAAUCGAAGCAAGAAAUGUGGUUGAUGAAAAGCUUUCCUUCCACAAUCAUGCACCUAAAGCUCUAGUUAGAUCUAUUGAAGAUCAUUAUUCUUCUCCUGGACCACAAAUCAAAAGAAUCACUAAGCCAAGAGAAGUUAGCACAUGCGCAUCUUCUUCUUGUGAUGCAUCGGAUUGUGUUGAUUCUCAGACUGGAGCUUUCUUACGUACAAAUUGGCAAAUACAAGGUUAUCUCUUGGAGCAAGCUGAUACAAUUGAAAGGCAGGGAAGCUCCUUCACUCUCAAUGCUUUUGAGUCUGUAUUGAAGGACCUUCUUAAACUAGCUCCAGAGUUACAUCGCGUUCACUUCUUGCGUUACUUGAAUAGCCUUUAUCAUCAGGACUAUCAUACUUCUCUAGAAAAUAUCCACCGGUAUUUUGAUUACAGUGCAGGGACGGAAGGAUGUGAUUUUAUACCUUCUUCUUCAACCGGUUGCAAUAGCUUUGGGAGAUACGAAGUUGCUUUAUUAUGCUUGGGAAUGAUGCAUUUUCAUUUUGGGCACCCAAAGCAAGCUUUGGAGGUGUUGACAGAAGCUGUUCGUGUGUCUCAACAGCAAAAUAAUGAUAGUUGUCUUGCUUACACGUUAGCAGCAAUUUGCAAGCUGUUGUCUGAAUUUGGAGUCUCAAAUAUGAGGGGGCUUAUCGGAUCAUCCUAUUCACCUGUAACCAGUAUAGGAACUUCAUUAUCCACUCAACAACUCUUAUAUGUUCUCUUGAGAAGAUCCUUAAAGCGAGCGGAAAGUCUAAAGCUGAAACGACUGGUUGCAUCUAAUCAUCUUGCCAUGGCUAAAUUCGACCUGACUCAAGUGCAAAGACCUUUGCUUUCAUUUGGUCCAAAAGCUUCCAUGAAACUUGCAACAUGCCCAAUUAAUGUCUGCAAGGAACUGAGGUUGAGUUCUCAUCUGAUUAAUGAAUAUGGUGAUGAGGCUUCACUAAUGAUCUCAGACGGGGCUUUUUGUACUCAAUGGAUUAGGAACUUAAAGAAGCCAAAAGGUUCCGUUAUCUUUUCCCAGGAGAAUGAAUGUAGGAGUAAUACUGAUGCUCUCCAGUUCUGUGGGCAGCCAUGUUCCAUCCCUGGAUCUGUGCUGCAACUUUUAGGCUCUUCGUAUUUGUUCCGCGCUACUGCUUGGGAGGUCUAUGGCAGUGCACCUCUUGCUCGAAUGAAUGCACUGCUUUAUGCGACAUGCUUUGCUGGCUCAUCGAGUUUGGAUGAUGUGGCAUUAGCGUAUGGAAAACUUAUCCAGCAUCUAGCAGUAUUUAAAGGAUACAAAGAAGCUUUUGCUGCUCUGAAACUUGCGGAGGAGAAGUUUUUAUCCGUUUCAAAGUCACAAAUUCAGCUUGUAAAACUACAAUUGCUCCAUGAUCAUGCUUUACAUACGGGAAAUUUAAAACUUGCUCAACAGUUGUGUGAUGAGCUAGGUGUUUUAGCCUCUUCAGUAACUGGUGUAGAUAUAGAGAUAAAAGUUGAAGCUAGCCUCCGCCAUGCACGAAUACUAAUUGCAGCUAACCAAUUUAGCCAGGCAGCAGCUAUCGCACACUCUCUCUUCUGUAUGUGCUACAAAUUCAGUUUACAAGUCGAGAAUGCCACUGUUCUUCUUUUACUUGCAGAGAUACACAAGAGAUCAGGAAAUGCUGUUUUAGGUAUUCCGUACGCGUUGGCAAGCCUUUCCUUUUGUAACUCAUUCAACUUAGACCUUCUCAAAGCAUCUGCUACGCUGACGCUGGCAGAGCUUUGGCUCUCACUUGGAUCAAGUCAUGCAAAAAGAGCUUUGGCUCUCAUACAUGGGGCAUUUCCUGUACUUCUUGGUCACGGUGGUUUGGAGCUUCGUGCUCGGGCCUUUAUCACUGAAGCAAAAUGCUAUCUUGCUGACUCGAGCUUUUCAGUAUCUGAAGAACCAGAGAUGGUACUUGAACCGUUGAGGCAGGCUUCCGAAGACCUGGAACUUAUAGAGUAUCACAAAUUGGCAGCAGAAGCUUUUUACUUGAUGGCCAUUGUAUAUGACAAGCUGGGGCAGCUGGACCACAGGGAAGAAGCAGCUUCUUCAUUUAGGAAACACAUCACUACUCUUGAAAGCUCUGAUAUUGAAGAUCCUCUUUAAUAUUGUUGCUAAGAACCAGUAUUUUACGUAAAUAUGCCCUUGGCAGCUGGCAAAUCCGUGUUGGACUGUCUCAUACAUGCUUUGUUACAGCUUCAUUCAUGCACCAUGAGAAGCAUUCUAAAUUUCUAAUGGAAUACCCAUGUGGACAUUGAUUGUGAUAUAAUCAUAUAAAGACAGUGAAGAUAUCACGGAUGUGGUGGCUUUCCGAUUGCAAUCUUAGAAACGCCUCAAAUUUCUUGGCAAGUGUAUCGUCGCUAUCCUCCAAUUUCCGAUUGAGGCACAUUUUUGUUGUUGAUGGUGGUUGAGGAACAUUAGUGCUAGAUGGCCAUGCUAUACCAGUUAGAGUGUACCAACACCUUUUGAGUAUGAUUAUUGGAAGAUAACCAUGAUUUUGUUGGCCCGUUUGCGAGGCCGAAAAGGCUAAGGCUAAAUGAUUGCUCCGCGGUGUUGAACUAGAUAUCCACAAUCGCUGAUCGAGAGAUAGAGAUCUAAAGAAGCCUCCUGAAGAGAUUGUCUACAGUAAGAACCUUUUCCAACUUUUCUUAUGAUGUGUAAGAUCUUCUCUCGUUGUACAGAUUGUUCUAUAGGAUUAGCAAUGUAGUAGGAUAUCAGAUAUUAAGUACAUCAUAAGAAGAAAAAAAAAAGUACAUCAUAAGACAUUGAGCCAUGUUGAAAGUUGAGAUCUUCAGACUUAUCACCUCAUCAACAUGAUAAAAUCAUUUGACACCAUGUGCAGAGAUUUAUCCUGAGCCCAGACAAGUAACUUAGCAGUAGUAAUUGUAGGAUUACCAUAGAUGUAAGGGACCAUUAUUGUGAAGAUAGGUGCCGAAAGACUGAAAAAGAGCUUCGAGGGUUGUGGCAGUGGAUCGAAUAGCCUCAAAAUACCUUCUAAUGUGUUGAAUAUUUUAUGGUGUGGAAGGGGAAUAUGUAUGGCUAGAGAGAAAGUCGACCGGAAUGAACAUCCAAACGAUGCUAGAGAGAAGAUAGAGGUCUUCUGAUUUCCCAUUGUGCUACCAUUUGGAGAACAAGUGUGGAGAGAGUGGAAGUGUCAGAAUGUGUAAGAGAAAGGUGUUUGAAUUCACGAGCAUUAACAAAGAGGGUGCUGAUAAGAAAUUUGUGAAAGUCUAUAUUUAAGAGGACGCCCCUUUAUAAUACGAACUUUGCCUAUGCAUAUGACGCAAUUAUAUUUCUUUUGCCGAUAGAGUCGCCUUGAGUCACUCCUAGGAAUUAGCCUCGAGUCACUUAGUGAAUGGUAAUGAAAGAACCAAAUACAUUC